AUGGCACCUUCACAGCCCAAUUUCCACGCGAUGAUCAGAAGACAGGACGGAGCGAAUUCGACUGAUACUAGUAAUGGGAGUGGCUCCACUGCAGGUGUUCCCACUUGUGUGAUCACUUGUAUGUCACAAGCUCCUACGACGGGAUGUUCAGGCGCAGACGACUGGGCUUGUCUCUGUGCCUCUUCAGACUUUAUAAAUUCAGUUGGAGCAUGUUGGACCUCCUCAUGUUCUUCUGCGGACGCUGCAUACGGAUCAGCAUAUGCUAAUCAAGCUUGUUCCUUUUAUGGUGUCCCGCUUGGAAGUAACAGUACAUCCUCGACUACCACCUCUGAAAGCGAACCUUCCGGUACUGCUGUACUGUCGGAACCUCAAGUGACAUCUCGCUCGUUCGUCAAAGUCCAAGCUGCUAUGAGCUCUAUCACCUCAUUGUUACUCUCCAUCGCUAUCAUCCUGGGUGUCUUAUCUUGUAGAGCAAGAUACAAGAGGGAACAAGCUGCUUCUCAGAAUAGAACAUGGAACGGAGUCACCGGAUUGACCACGAUGGAUUCCAAAGCACCUACUAAGUCUAAAACUUCUAGAUUUUUCAACAAAUCAACCCAUUCUAGUGCAUUUGAAAAUUCUAGAAAUGGAGCAAGCACUUUCCAAUCUGAUAACUUCGGUAUUACCUCUUCCAACUUCGGUGGUAAUACCACUUUAAACAAUACACAAUCUUUCGGUAUUUCCCCCUCUGGCAGACCAGAUAGCGGUGGUGCAGCCAAUAACAAUGGAAGAUUUACGAAUCGAUUGACGUUAGGUGAGAUGAAUAACAAAUCUGAAGAAUGGGAAUUGAGUGAUGUAAAGAAAGAAGAAUCAAGUAUAGAUGGAUUUAAUGAUAUUUCACCAACAUCAUUUGAAAGUAAGAUGGAGUCCGAGAUGGAAUCGAGAUUGACAGAUCAUGAAAAUAAUGGAAUUGAUAGUACGGUAGCAUUGAAUGUUUUACCUAAAGAAGGUAAAGGUAGAACUCAUGCUAUCUAA
Molecule: messenger RNA, 1014 nt
Organism: Kwoniella mangroviensis CBS 8507
Lineage: Eukaryota; Fungi; Basidiomycota; Tremellomycetes; Tremellales; Cryptococcaceae
Exons: 7
Coding region: 1-1014 (337 amino acids)
Source: RefSeq, a predicted model, not a curated record